ACUAAAAGAAAACGAAGCCACUCGAUAGAAACCGAUGUUUCUGAUGUAAACAAUUUUUUCAAAUUGUUAUGGGCAAAUACAUUUUCAGUAAUCAGUUCAGUGAUGUCUAGUAUUUUACUUGUCCUAAACAAUGGGUUCAAAUCCUAGUAAACAGAAAGUUAAGCGAAGUCAAUCGGCAGCUGAAGUGAGACCGCUCGCCAAUGGACAUGUGCCCCCGCGCCGCACAGUCAGCACCCUCAGCCGCGUCACGGAGUCCAUGGGAAUCGAAAAGAAGAGUGCAGAGCAACCUGAUGUGGAAUUCCCACAGGAGGAAUACAAAGAUGGGAAACUUGGCAUUACGAAUAAGGACACUCUACUGAAUUACCUGGAUUCCCUGGAGGAUGGUGAAUUAUUUUGUGACCCGGACUUCAAUGCUGACAGAUUCGCACUCUUCUACAGUGACAGGGAUGCAUCCAGUUUCCAAUGGAAACGGCCUACGGACUUGGUGGAGGAGUGGCAGACCCCCCAGUUGAUGGUGGAUGGUGUUACCAGGGACGAUAUCAAGCAAGGCAUUCUGGGAGAUUGCUGGUUCCUGUCAGCAUGUGCAGCAGUGUCUCAGAAAAAAGAGUACAUGAAAAAGAUUGUGCCUUCUGACCAGCCUUUGUGUGGGCCCGGUUAUAAGGGAAUGGUGAAUUUCCGUUUUUGGAGAUUCGGAGAGUGGGUGGAUGUGUACAUUGAUGAUCGCCUACCCACCGUGAACGGGAAGUUGGUGUACGGCAGAUGUACAGAACCCCAGGAAUUCUGGGUAGCUCUCAUUGAGAAAGCAUAUGCAAAGUUACAUGGAUCGUAUGAGGCCAUCGAGGGGGGACAAGCAAUGGAUGCUUUAGUGGACUUGACUGGUGGCAUUCCUCAAUUAUACGAAAUACAAGACAAAGAUCCAUUUCUCUUCAGAAUGAUAGGGAAAGCUCAACAAAAGGGGGCAUUUAUCACUUGUUCUAGAAAGGGGAAUUGGAAAUUAAGCACAAAAGCAGACCCUAACGGUUUGGUGUCUGGUCAUGCUUAUACUGUAACUGAGGUCAGGAAGAUUCAGCAUGUGAGAGGAGAAGAUAAAUUGGUCAGAGUUAGAAAUCCAUGGGGAGAUAACAAUGAAUGGAAGGGCUCCUGGAGUGACAGUGAUGUGAACUGGACAUGGGUGGAUGAUCAAACUAAGCAGGAGAUUGGCCUCCAGGCGAAGGACGAUGGCGAGUUCUGGAUGUCCUACAGGGAUUUCUGUAAACAGUUCCAAGAGUUGACUAUUUGUCAGUGCAUUCCCGAGGGUGACAGAACAGAGGAGAGUGUUGGAUGUUUUGUCUGUGUGAAGGGAAGCUGGGAGUGUGAUAGAAGUGCAGGUGGAAGCAGAAAUGACCUUCAUAAGUUUGCCACAAACCCUCAGUACUCACUAAUACUUCCAGAAGCAGAUGACUUUGACCCCAAGAGAGAUGACCCUGACCUUGAAGGUUUAUGUUCCAUUGUUAUUUCCUUGAUGCAGGAACAUCGCCAGUCCACACGGAAUGUCAAAGUAAAGAAACUACAGAUAGCAUUCUUCUUGUACAAAACAGAGGAGUCUGGGAAGAGAUUAUCUGCUCAGCAUUUUCGCUAUCAACCUGAUAAGGCUAAAUCUGGAGUUUACAUCAAUUACCGUGAAGUCAGCCAGCAGUUUGAGCUGGAGCCGGGCCACUAUAUCCUCAUUCCUUCCACAUUUCAGCACAACGAACCAGCAGACUACAUGAUGCGAGUGUUUGGAGAGAAGAAAUUUACACUGGAGGGACCACUUGAUGAAUGAUAUUGGAGGUUGCCAGUCUGAUAGUCUGCACAAUGAAAUACUGUAUAAGUGGUAUUUUUAAAAAGAGAAGAAUGUUACACUGAAAGUGCUGAACACAGUCAGUGACAUUGGGCUUCAAAAUGCAGAAAAUUGACAGUCAGAUCUGGAAGAUUUUUUUAAAAAUCAUUAUAACAGCCCCUUUUGAAAUCCAAUUCACUCGCUAUUGAACUCCAGCUUAUUGUUUCCAACAUUAUUCUUUGAUGUGUGUACUGUGAACACAAUUAUUACUGCUCGUGUUUGCCAUGGCUUGAUGAGUAUAUUCUACAUUCUACUACUUGGACAUGCCACUUACUGUCAAUUCCUGAGUAGUACAAAAGCUUACCUGGCUCAGAUACACACCUGGUUUGGAUACACACCUGGCUCGGAUACACACCUGACUUAAAUACACACCUGUCUUGGAUACUUACCUGGUUUGGAUACCUCCCUGGUUCUGGUCAACACCUGGCUUGGAUACACACCUGGCUUGGAUACACACCUGUCUCAAAUACAUACCUGGCUCGGAUACCCACCUGGUUCUGGUCAACACCUGGCUGGAAUACACACCUGGCUUGGAUACACACCUGGACAGUGGUUCUUGUCAACACCUGGCUUGGAUGUGCACUUUUUGUAAUGUUUUAUGAUAUAGCCAACCAGAAUGAAUUUAGCAGAAUUUUCAGUACUUUUUAAAAAUGAAUUAUUGCCUUUUGUUUAGAUUUUUAUGUGAUGACAAUAUAUAUAUAUAUAUAUAUAUAUAUAUAUAUAUAUAUAUAUAUAUAUAUACACACAUAUAUGAGAUUAUUUAACCUUCUGCAGAAAGAUUUUUCUAAAGAUUGCAGUCAGUGAGUCUUCCUGAUGGGGGUUCACAUGCAAAAUUAUUCUGUUGGUGUGAAGCUUCUCCUUCUACAAUGUAAAAUAUAUACAGGCAUUAGAAUUCUGGUUUCUGUAAUUCGUUUUCUUUUUAAGCUUUUUAUUAAUAAGUGUAUUUUUUGUAAAAAGUAAAUUUGUAUACAUUUUAUACACUGUAAAACAUUAAUUCUUGCUUAUGACAGAACUUAAAUGGGUAUUAUUAGAUAUGCCUGUGUUUAUAUAUUUACUAUAUUCUAUAUUUCAAGCAUUUUUCUUCUUUUUUUCUUCUUGUUUUGUUUUGGGGAGUUUUUGUUGAAAAAAAAUUGUUAUAUCAUUCAAUUUCCAUAUCAUUCCAUUGUUUCAUUUUGUUGAUGAAUUACUAUUAUCAUAUAUUGUUGAAAUAUGAAUUCAUUACUGAAGCAUUCAGCUUCAAAGUUAUAUGCAUUUUGUUAUUUUAAUUUAAUUUUUUUUUUUUGCUACUUUAUAUGAUUGAUUUUUAAUGUUAAUUAACUUUUAUAAUCUCUAGUCAAAUCCCUCAUUACCUGCUGUUCAAUAUACGAAGAUGAAUUAAUUUGUUCAGAGCUCAAAGGAGAAUAGCAAUUAAUGAAUAUGUUCAGAGCUUACAUUGUAGAUUUCAUUUGAGAUAGAACAUCUGUUGUGAUUAUACUCAGGUAUUUUAACUUCUAUUGAGUUCAACUGCUGAGCAUUAGCUGGAUUGGAUAUAAUACACAAAUCUCACAAAAGGAUACAUAUCUCAGUAUACUGGUCAACAUGUGAUUUGUAUCUAUACAAUUAUUGACCUGUUUUAGGUCGAUACGAUGCUUUAUCUGCCUGAGAAAUACAGGAGUAUUCACUGAGCUAAGAGGGUGAGGUGAAUAUUGCCCUUCAUAGUAUUGACUGAGAAAAUGUCAAUAAUUGUUUUACUAUAUGAAUGAAUAAUUUAAAAUAUCAAAAUUGGCUACUUGAGCUUACAAAAUAAUUACUGAUUGGAUAUUUUUGUUUACAGCUAGAGUGCAAGACCUAGUCAAAAAUGAUUAGAGAUGCGAGAUUUUGUAAAUUAUCAUAGGAUGGAGUAAUUCAAAACAUCAAAGUGACUGUUUACUAGAGUUUACCAAUCUAUACCUGGGCAGCCAUCUUUGUUUACAGGUAGAGUAAAAGACUUAGUCAAAAGUUGCGAAAGAUGUGAGUUGAACCCAAAAAUGGCAACCAAGCAUAUCAAUUUGAGUAUUGGUCCAUUAUGUUAAAAAAACCAACUUUAUAUUCACCUUGAAAGCACAUAUGGAUAUAAACAACAUUCUAUUCUUUCCUCUAGUUUGUUGUAUCUUAGCCAAUCAGAAAGCUCAAAAUUAUUCAAUCAUAUAUAUUAGAAUAAAUGACUUGGUAGAAUUAAUGAUCAAACUUUCAAGUUACCCAUGAUUUAUAUUGAUCAACUAAACGAUUUACAGGUUUCCUGUCACUGGCUGCCAUUCUGCACACUUAUUGUAUGAAAAACUAUUUUCAAACCAUUUUUAUUGGUCGUUUUUUAUAAAAAAAAAAAAAAAAAAAAAAAAAAAAUUGUUUAUAUUAUUGCCAGUGUUAGGUCACACAUAUACAUAUAAUUGUUUUGUACCGAUAUUGAUAUCAGUAAUAAUUAUCACAAACUGUAUGAUGAGACAGUGCAUAUAUCGGGGUAGCGUCCCCAAUACACUUGUAUGAAGUGUCAACACUGGUGAAAGCUUAUUUAUAUUCUGUCACAUGAUUUAUUGUUCAAGUAACCUGUUUUUACUUAAGUUACCUCAUGCUGUGGAUGGAUCGAUGAAAGAGGGACUAGAUGGGAGUGCAUAUUAAAUUUUGGAGUAUCAAUUUAAUUAUGUGCUUAACAAUUCACCUAUGAAUCACCACAGGUUCUUAAAAAAUGGAGAGAAAAUUUAUCAAAAUUACAGUGCAUCAAAAUUUUUAAACUCUUUUAUUGUUUGCAUGAUGAUGAUUGAAUUUUUCCUUUUAAUUGUUUGUAUAAUUUUUGGUUAUUUGGUAAUCAUGAACUAUUUAUUGGAUAAAGACAGAGGGGUCGGUCGCGUACUGCCUUUUCUGAUUCAUUAGUAUCACUUUUCCUUGAACAACAGUAACAUUAGAUUUAAUUUAUCACUUAUCUGUACUAUAACAGAGUCGACUAGCUGCCAUUCCACAUGAUUUUAUGGCCCCUGACAUUUGUCCUGGCAGUCACUUAGCAAAAUAUGGAACAUUUCAAUUGCUUCAAGCAAUUUUAAGCUGAAUAUGAUUAGAAAUCCCAUCCAGACUAAUGUAAGUCAUGAGCAUUAAAUUUUUUAUUACUAUUAUGCUAAAAUGAAGCAAUUUUGAAUUUAAAAAAUAUAUUGUGUGCAUGAGUAUAAAGUUAUUGAGGAUUGGUGCUGGUACACUCUAAUCGUAAAACUUGUAUUUCUCAGUUUAUUGAAUUAUGUAUGUGCCUUAAGUGGUGGUUAUAUAUGAUGUUAAUUUUUAUUACGAAUUAUCUCUUAAUAAAAUGUUUCAACUGAA
Ostrea edulis (European flat oyster) is the source of this 5179-nucleotide messenger RNA. Its product is annotated as calpain-B-like. Gene Ontology annotation, biological process: proteolysis. Gene Ontology annotation, molecular function: calcium-dependent cysteine-type endopeptidase activity. The record is from RefSeq and is a predicted model, not a curated record. Lineage: Eukaryota; Metazoa; Mollusca; Bivalvia; Ostreida; Ostreidae. The transcript is spliced from 12 exons. The coding region runs from base 131 to 1801 and encodes 556 amino acids. Gene Ontology annotation, cellular component: cytoplasm.